AAAUAACCACUUUUUUCUGUUAAAAAUAAAAAAUCACUUUUUACUUCCUUCCAACACUUCAGCUUAUGAUCAAACAGUGAACACAAAAAUGCAGAGCUUAGUUCGCCGGUUCACGGCGGUAACACGCCAUCACAACAACCACCACCACCUUCAACCCAACCUCACCUUCAACCCUCACCGUAUCUCCCACACUCGUCCUUCAACUCACAUCGCCCAACCUUCCAAUCUAAAUCACCACAUUCCUUCACCUUCCUCCGCCAUUCACUCAUGGCGUUUCCUUUCCACCAAAAUUCGUUCCUCUUUCUCCCAACCAAUGAUCGUUCGAAGGAACUAUCUCUCGAGUGUCAAAAGCAUCAUUGAUCGUAGAUUUCCCAGAGUUCAUUUUCAUCGACAGAACUACAUUUCAAAUUGGAAUAAUAAUUCGUAUCGGAGUGGUUGGAAAUCGUGGCUAAACAGGCUAACACCAAAUGACUUGGUUCUGGGGUUGGUUGUAGCUAAUGUUGCUGUUUUUUUAUUUUGGAAGAUAGCGACUCAAGAUUUUAUGCUAAAUAACUUUACAAUCUCUUUGGACAAUAUUAAGAAUGGACGCUUGCACACUUUGAUCACCAAUGCAUUCAGUCAUGUAGAUGCCUGGCAUUUAAUGUCCAACAUGCUUGGACUCUACUUCUUUGGAUCAAGUAUUGCAAGUAAAUUUGGACCUGAAUUUCUGCUGAAGCUAUAUCUUGCUGGCGCAAUCGGUGGUUCUGUUUUCUAUCUUGGGCAUCAAUCCUACAAGUCUCUUACAUCAAAGGGCUAUGGAGCUAUCAAGGCUUCAAAGGACUUAGCAUUGGGAGCAAGUGGAGCUGUGAAUGCAGUUAUGCUGCUGGACAUAUUCCUCAAUCCAAGAGCAACUAUAUACUUGGACUUUUUUAUACCAGUUCCUGCGGCGUUGCUGGGGAUCUUUUUGAUCGGGAAAGAUAUGCUGAGGAUAAUAGAGGGAGACAGUACGAUAUCAGGAUCCGCGCACUUGGGGGGCAUGGCAGUUGCAGCCAUAGCAUGGUCAAGAGUUCGGAAAGGAAGAUUUUAAAUCCUUUUUCAGACCUCCGCAAAACAAGUUUUUUACUUUGUUAAUUAUGAUGCUAUAAUCUAUCAUUUUUAAUUAGCAACUAUAAAUUAGGUGAAGUUAUUGGGUUAGAAGUUAUUAAAAAAUAGUUAUUCUGUCAAAAAGAAGUUAUUGUGUUAGAUUUGAAUUAGCAACGCAUCUACUUCAUAUGAACAUACUAGUGCUCACUGUAUCAACGUAGUUGGGAUUACCCUACUCUAUUUCAAUUCUUUUGCAUGCCAUUUUAUUUAAAAAAAAA
This is a messenger RNA of Medicago truncatula (barrel medic), 1340 nucleotides long. RefSeq names its product RHOMBOID-like protein 12, mitochondrial. The record is from RefSeq and is a predicted model, not a curated record. Gene Ontology annotation, molecular function: serine-type endopeptidase activity. Gene Ontology annotation, cellular component: membrane. The coding region runs from base 89 to 1066 and encodes 325 amino acids. The transcript is spliced from 8 exons. Lineage: Eukaryota; Viridiplantae; Streptophyta; Magnoliopsida; Fabales; Fabaceae.